AUUGUUAUUAUAGGCCACAGAAAACCCUACUCCCCUGAAUUGGUUUAGUCCGAUCUGACAUGACACCAUCAACAUCCUAAGACAUUAAAUUGAUAGAGAUGCGUUUUGAAAUCUUAAUUUACAUCUGUAACGAUAGUCUUUGAUUUAUUUUAUGAUCAACGUGUAUGGUCAUCCUAUAUGAUUUUCGCCGCGUCAUAGGACCUUUGCGUUUUCAGGAACUGUGAAUAUUAUUUAAGAAUUUCAAUCACUCACGGGCGUAAGUUAGCUAACGAGCUAGUUGUUUUUAUUUAUAAUUGAGGGGCGGUGUAAUUUCAAAAACGGCUGUUUUGAAUAUUGUAAACGAAGAAAUUAUUCAUCAUUGGAAUGCCCUGCUGAUCAUGGGAUUGAUAUGGCUUCCUAUUUUGGCAAAUUUCGAUGAAUGGACCAUCCAUUUCAUGAGUUAGCAAUGCUAUUGGAGGUCAGUGCGAUAAAUACAAACGACUUCACUACAAGGUUAGCUUGUUAGCUAGCUCUUCAUCCUCUACACCUACAAAUUGGUUUAUCCCUAGCAAGUAACGUUAACGUUACACUAUGCAAGAUGGUUCAAGGCCUCUGCAUCCCGGUGUUUUUCAGUUAACAAGGUGAGGUGACUGUCAUCAUGACAUCGUGACUCCUCUCCCAGGUGUGAAAAGGUUGGAAUUACAGUUAUUCAUCCUUUUCAGACCGACAACGGUGUCAAGGGACAACUGCCCCUCCCACCAACCCCUCCCCAUUAUCUCCCAUCUUCCACCUCACCAUGUCAUGAUCCCGUGCAGAACCCAAGCGUUGCGCAAACAGUCUGGACCGCAACACCAGCCAAAGGAUUGGCAAUCUGUCCCAUCCAGAAGCCCGCACCGAAAAACAUUGCUGGCCUACAGAUGGCUUGAUGCCUGAGAGUAGCUAUUGGCAGCUCUGCCCUCCUUCCAAGCCCAGCCUGCAGGGUGUGCUGAGUUCGAGCUUUCCCCCAGGCCCUGUGCCCCAGGGUCCUUCCGACGAGCACCAACCUGAGGGGGAAGAUCUGCACCGACCCCUGCUUCCAAGCACUUCAGUGACGGACCUGUCUUUUCCCGGUGCACCCCCUCCCCCCCCGCCGCCCCCCAAACGCCACUGUCGCUCACUGUCUGUGCCAGAGGACCUGUCACGCUGCCGCUACACCUGGCGGCCCAGUGCCUCGAAGGUCUGGACACCUGUGAACCGUCGGUGCCACAGUGGAGGGGGAGCGGGGGGACCGUGUCCGCUUCGUGCCCCCAGCUCUUCUCUGAACUCGUCUCUACACUCCUCUUCCAGCCCCACGUUUUUUAGCCUUGCACUUUCCCCCGACUCCCCGCUACCAUGGAAUUUCCCCUUUGAGCCCAGUGAUUCUGCGGGAGGCAGUGCCUGUUGUUGCUUCUUUCCGUCCUCCUGUUCCUCCUCUCCAUCUCCGCUCCAUCCUCCCCCUCCUCCGCAGAGGCGCUUCUCCUUGUCCCCUGUACUCAUACGAGAGGCUGCGGCCCAAAUCCUUCCGCCACCUCCAGUUCCUCUCCAACCCACAGCCCCUCCAGUAGCCGUGCCUGCCUCCCCCUCGUCUGCGUGUAGCACCCCAGCCUCGCUGCGCCGGGCCAUUCCACCUCAGCUACCACGCUGUCACUCCCAGCCCUGUGACUUGCUUCUGCUAAAACCUGGUCUGAAGCGCAGGAGGGACCCUGACCGACCUUGUGCAAGGCCGGUGCUGGACUUUGCUAAGAUGACUCAGACUCGAGGCGCUGAUCACCUCAGUUGUCUGGAGCGUGGAAGGCUGGCCUGCGGAGGGGACGUUUGCAUGGGUCUGGAGCCUUUUCUGGGAGACUUCAGAGGGUUGUAUUCUCCAUCUGAAGGCCUUGGAAGGACAAGUAUUGGGCCACUUAGUGAAAGCGAUGAAGAGGAGGAGGAAGAGGGGGAAGACGUUGAACCUGAUCACGAAGGAGGACCACAAAGUGUUUUUGAAAGGGAUUGCACAGAACUGGACAUCUCCUUAAUUGAGGAGAAUUAAAAAAAAAAAAAAAAAAAAAAAUGAAAUUGAAACAUCUCCAACUCCCCACCCUCCAUUGCCAGCAUUCAACACUUUCUUCAAACCCCUGUGACCUCACAGGGACAGGGCUCUCAGGAACACAAACACUCAAUGACAAUGAUCUCUUGACUACUGUCAAUAAAACCAGGUAAUACAGGUAGCCAUGGAUGCUGACUCUCCAUCAUAGUACAUUCCAAAACCAAUUGCUGAGACAUUCUUUGGGUCGUGAAAAUUCAUAAUCCUGGACACACCCGAUAUUCCCUUAAUGUUUUGGAUGUCUUCUUAAUUCACCCUCAAGCUGACUUGGAUAGAAUAUGUGGAAAACAAGUCUUUGACGUCUUGCUUUCUUUCUUUUUAAAUCUUUCUUCAAGUUUUUCAGUAGUGCAGUAGAGUUUCUUGGAUGACGGUGAUGAAUUUCGGUGUUUGUUCAGUUCAAUUCAAAAGGGCAGUGUGGUAUUGCAGUUUCCUCUGCAAUCCUUUCUAUUUUCUGGUGAAAUGAGUGACCCAGCAUAAGCCUUAAAAUUCCAGUCUCUCUUUCUGUCUCUCUGGCUCUGUCUUGCUCUUAAAAUACUAUUAGGAAAUUAAUUGUGUAGCUGUUGUCCUUUUACUGUUUCUUUUCAACUGUUUUUCUUAAUAUUUCUACUCUAUAUAACUAAUUCUCUGAAAAAUAGAGAUAUGUAGAUAUUAAUAAUGAAUGCACUGUGUUAAAAAGUCUAACAACAACAAAAAAAAGUGUCAGCAACCACUGUAUUCUGAGGGCACAUUGUAAUUGUAUUGUACAGCAACCAUUUGUCUAAAACAAGUUCUGUGUAAAGAUGUUAGCUUGGAGACUGAAACAGGUCAUUACUCUCUUCUAGAUAUUAUUAUUAUUAUUAUUAUUAUUAUUAUAACUAUGUGUUAUAAGAUGGUUUGAAAUUCCAAACUCAGUUUGUGUACAAUAAAGUUAAUGGAAAUUAUUUUACAACAAACAGAUCAUGGAAGAUGUAUUAUUUAUUUGUUUAUUAUUUAAUUAAUUUAAUUUUGUGAUUAGAGGGCAGCAAAACCGUCUGUGUGUGCACCAGCACCUAAUAUGCAGGGGUUUGAGCUAUUUUCAGUGUAUUGUCAACUGGCAAAUUGAGAAAUGGGACUGGAUUAACAUGAUGAUGAUGAAUAUAAAUAGGUGGUUGUAUUUCUUUCUUUUCUUUUCGGAAUGUCAUGCAUCAGUCCAAAAUUCUGUCCGAGGGAUGUCACCCUGCAAUUAUUAUUUUAUUUACAUAUUUUUUUUUUUUUAUUAUUAUUAUUUUUUUUUUGUAAGCCCACUUUUAAGUAUAAUGUGCUCUCCCACUUAAGUUAAGGACACUUAACUGCAUUCUCUGUGUCGGCGUACAUUUUCUCUGAAGUCUUAUCUAAGAGGGUUGAUACAUGACGCUCAUCAUAACUCCGCCAACAAACUAAGAAAGUGCAUGUUCAAGAGAGUGGUGGCUUCAGUAAGAGAGUGGUUGUCAUUGCCUUGAAACAAAAAAACGUGGGAGAUGAUUCUCUCAAAAAUGAAAAAUAAACAUGUAAAAUUCUCUGAA
This is a messenger RNA of Clupea harengus (Atlantic herring), 3600 nucleotides long. It is a transcript of the gene fam53c, whose product is annotated as family with sequence similarity 53 member C. Gene Ontology annotation, biological process: protein import into nucleus. Gene Ontology annotation, cellular component: nucleus. NCBI's taxonomy places the organism in Eukaryota, Metazoa, Chordata, Actinopteri, Clupeiformes, Clupeidae. The record is from RefSeq and is a predicted model, not a curated record.